Messenger RNA from Mytilus californianus (California mussel), 4346 nucleotides. RefSeq lists its product as uncharacterized. Bases 74 to 2641 code for a protein of 855 amino acids. The record is from RefSeq and is a predicted model, not a curated record. The transcript has 11 exons. Gene Ontology annotation, molecular function: interleukin-17 receptor activity. Lineage: Eukaryota; Metazoa; Mollusca; Bivalvia; Mytilida; Mytilidae.
UCGGCGUUAACUUCAUAACUAUAAGAUAUUGGUAAAAAGUUUAUCCGUACUAUUACAUGAAGAAGAAAUCAAGAUGUUUCAAUUUGAUUUCAUAUAUUUACUUGGAUUUAUAAUAUGUGUUUUUAAAACAUUUUCACCGGUAAAAACUUUAGAUUGUAUCCCUUUACAGUUAAACAGCACAACACCCGUUAGUUGUACGGCAACUUUAUACAAGGGAGAAAAUUGUACGGAAGCUGUGUUGGAAUCGAAGUACAACCAUUUGUAUGGCAAAGAUCUCUAUCCGGGAUGUCCCGAUGAUCUACAGUUAAAACCCAUCAUGGAAAUUCAUCCGGGUUGGCCAGAUGCUGGGUAUCGUCCAGGAUUUGUAGUAACAAUAAAACCUCCACGCACAGCUGAUUUCUUGGUUGUAAAAGGAUUUCAGUUGGAUUACCAAGAUAACACUGGAAGUAAGAGAUGCAUAGUGUUAGAACUUGUCAACACAACACUUACAGCAAUACAUAAGAAGAAUGGUUUGAAUUUUCAAGUGAAAAUAUAUCCACUGGCACAAAAAAACAGAGAGUACAUCUUCACUGCAUACAGUCUACCGACACCAAAAAACAAAGAGGAGAAAGAAGUUCAAACCAGAUAUGGACAAACUAAUAAAUGGGAAUUGCAGUCAUCAGAUCAAUGGAGAACGACAAUUGCCUUCUAUGUCAACCCGAAAGACAGGUUUAUUGACUUCCGGUUUGUACCAGCUCCAGCAGAUUUAAAAUUCUACUGGUAUAACAUAACAUUGUCCAGAAUUGUAUCAAAUGAAGGCAACGCUCUAGAGGGCAGACAUACAGUAUCAUCUACGGGGACAAACCUAACAGAAAUGUCUUUCUAUGACAUCGAUCCUGGUCAUUACAGAGUUGGUGUACAACCAUUUGACGACAAAGCACGAAGUAAUUUUGAGUGUAAAUGUAAAAAUCUGUUAUCUGUCUGUGUGUCCUGUUUGAAAACACUGACACGUGUUAUAGAGAUCCCAGUGGAUAACACCCCAAGUGCUCCGAUUCCGACGCCACUGUCACUGACUGCAAAACUCAAAACUUCAGUCAUUACUACAGAGUUGUUUAAAGGAGAGCACACCGUUUCUGACAAGGAUGGGAUGGCGGAAUCAGUUGCCGUGACCUCACAAGAAGAUAACCAGCCUAAUUAUAUUGCAUUGAUAAUUAGUAUAGUCGGAAUUGUAGUCCUUGUUGUAGCAACAGGAAUUUGUUAUACAAUUUAUGGACGGCGACUGAAGGAAAAUAAACUGAUGGAUGUGUGCAGAAAUUUUUAUAAACGCCCUCCUCCCCAUGACGGAAACAGAUAUGAGUAUCCGACAGUUGCUGAAAAAGUACCUUACACAUCAGUAAAACAAAAGGGUGAAGGUUUGAACAAUGAAAGAUUGAUUAGUAGGAAAAAAGUCGCAGUCAUUGCAGCAGAUGAUAACGAAUUCCACACGAAGGUUGUGCAAUCUCUUGCAACAUAUUUACAGAAUCAAGGCCAAUGCCACGUCAAUUAUUUCCCAUGGAAUCAGACGGACGACCAAUUCCAGUGGAUUACUAGAACAGCAGACGAUGUUGAUUUUCACGUGCUAGUCUUAUCUGCGUCUGCCUGUAGUCAAUAUGACGCUUUCACAUCUAACAGACCAAUAGAUGCUACAGAUAUUUUUAUACCAUAUUUAUCAAAAAUUCUCAAUCAGGUUCAAAGUCAUCAAAAAAUCUUAUUUGUAAGUUUCGAUUACUUAUCUGAUGUAAGUAUGCCAAACGGACUUGGUAGUUCGUAUCAGUUAUUGGAUAAUUUUACAGGCUUCCUGUCCCACAUACAUAAACCUAACCCAAACGACGGUCACAUGGAAACACGAACUUUUAGUAAACACCUAUCAGAAACAAGAGAGGGUCGCGAUCUAAUGAAUGCAGUUGAUAAUGUUAUCAAAAUAAGCAGGUUUAAACAAUCUAAGAUGUAUGGGUCAAGGAUGGAUUCUGGAUAUAAAAGUCAUUGUGGAAUGAAUUCUGUGGAUGAAAAAGAAUGGAGAGAUUUUACACAGAAAAAUGUCAUCAACGCGAUAGUACAAGAACAGACGUAUGGGGACAGAUAUGGUCAAUUCGUCAUUGAUCCUGAUAUAUGUAGUUUCAAACCUGUAGACGAUGACGACGGGCUUUCAAUAUUCACUACUAUUACUAUAGCCGAGGGUGAAGCAGGAGAUCGGAUAGAAACAUCUGAGGAGGCAGAAAUGCACUUUAACCGCGAUCGUUCAUUCAUGCAUGCUGCUGAUGAUUUGCAACGGCGGAAAGCUGCGUUAGGGAAUAUCUCUAAACAACCGAGACAAAACAUAUAUGCUACUGACAAGAAUGGAAAACAGAUUAAACCAAAUUUAAAUCCAGCAAGCCAAGAAAAUGACCUGUGUCGAAAACAAAGCGCAUCUAUAAACGGAAGUAAAGCUAUAGAAAAUGAAGCAGGUGCGUUCAUUAUAUCGGGAGACAACUCAGUAUAUCCUGGUACCGAUUUCUUUCUACCUCCAGAUCCAAGCGUACUCAGCGAAGAUAUUACAACAGAGUACCAGUUUAAGAUGAUGGAUGAUAUAAAUCGAGGACAAUUUAACCCAGAUUUAGACAAUAUUAGUGGGAAAAGUGUCUAGAAAUCAAAAUACUUCAACUGUAUAUACUAAAAUAAACUGAUUUCUACUCGUGCUAGCAAAUGCUGUCUCAUUCAAAAAGUAUUAAUGUGUACAUAUAUAGAUUCUUGUUUCACGGCCACACUUUUGAAUUUGACUUACUGCAAGUUUCAAAGACUUGUUAUUCCAAAAAAACGAAGGACGUAAUUUUAUAUUUUUUUCCGUUGUUUAUUUAUUAACCAGUUUUUAUAUUAAUGUAUUUACAUGACAAUGUCUCAAAUUUGAGUCGAUUUCGACUGGUAUUUCUUUGAUACAAAGUAUAUUUGUAGUAUUGUAAUUUGCUUUAAACUGUGUUUUAUUUAAUAUGGCUGCAAUACAGAUUGUAGUAGAUUGUCUAUUUAUAAUUUAGAAUGUCCUAUUUUGUGGACUAUUGUCUUUUUUUGUUUGUUGCUAAAAUUUUGUCUGUCAGUCUAUUAUUAAAUUAAAAAUUCAUUAUUUUUAUUAGCCUAUUAAUAUCUUUUUUCUUAUUUAUUGUAUAUAUUUAUGUUCUUUUACGCAACAAUCUGUCGUAGUAAAAUAACUAUCAUUUCUUGGAGAAGAAUAUGCUUACUUUUCCAUGACAUCUGUUUACACUUCCGGUCAUAAUGGGAGCACAUUAGGAGUGCACAUGUCUUAUUGUGGUUGUAUGUUGUUCAUAUAUGUGUUAAUUGUGUGCUAGGCUAUCCUUUGUUCAUAGAACUUAGAAUCUUUCUUUUACAUGUUUUCACAAUUUUUCAACCUCUUGGGUUUAUUCCUAGGCGGUGCAUUAAUUCAAUUUUAUCCAGCACACACUAUAUUUAACAACAAAAACGUUUCCAGAUGCAAUACACUUCUACUUGAAUAUUUUGAAAUUGUUGUUAUUAUGAAUACAUUUUUUAUACAGUAUAAAAUUCGUUUUGUCUAUAAAUUUUAUAUGAUAAGUCAUGAGACUUAGUUGUUUUAAGAAUAGUUUAGUUUUAGAUUUAAUAACAAAAAUAACCAAAGCAUUAACUGCCAGGAUAUAUAGAAUCCAAUGUAUAUAUAUUUUAUUUUUAAAGCAUUGUUUACCAGAGUUCUUUGUAGUGCUUACGGCAGAGAAAAUCUUGAACACAUCAAACUAGGGAUACUUAUCCACCGUUCGUUUAAAUACAAAGCCUUACACUUUCAAUUUGUGUAUUAGAAAUGUUGCUUGAGUGUACGCGUAUGUGUUACAUUAUGCCGGGGCCUUGGCAAGAUGUUAACCCCCUAGUUUAUUCGGCCUAAAGAUUGGCUACACCAAUUAAGGUCUUAACAAUCCGGCAUUUAACCUUCCAUAAGGGGCUUUAUCAAUUUCUAAAUAUCAAUUAUUUGACGUCCCCUAGAAUGGGCCCGACCAACCUGUAAAAACCCCUAGUCUUGUAUGUCAAUGAGAAAACUCAGCAAACUCUAAAUAACUCCUAGUCAAAUUCACUCGGGAGGGCCAAAGUAUGUUUCUAAUUACCCUAAAUCUUGUGAAAGGACUCAUUAGCUUUUUAAGCCUGUUCUUAAACCGUCAUUACAUUGUAGCAUUGCGAAAAAUGGGUCAAUAUCGGUCAAAAUUUAUUUAUUUGAUAUUUACUUUUUUGUAUGCUUGUUGUGUCAUGACUAGUCUUAGUUGUACACAUUCAUGAUUUUAUUUGCCUUGACCAAUAUGAAUGUAAUUGCAUUAAAAAUAAAUAAAAUAUAUAUUUGA